Molecule: messenger RNA, 5930 nt
Organism: Populus trichocarpa (black cottonwood)
Lineage: Eukaryota; Viridiplantae; Streptophyta; Magnoliopsida; Malpighiales; Salicaceae
Exons: 4
Coding region: 389-5317 (1642 amino acids)
Cellular component (GO): nucleus
Molecular function (GO): chromatin binding
Source: RefSeq, a predicted model, not a curated record
UGGUUCAGUCUAUCUACCACGUACAUCUUCCCUUUUUUGCCGUCUCCCCCACUACGAUUUCUCUUCUUCGCUCGUUCGCUCGCUCUCCUUUUCUUUCUCCAUGAUUUUCUCUCUCUAGAUUCUCGAUAUCUCUCUCUCUCUCUCAAACUCAAAACAGCAUCUCUAAUUUAACGGAUCGCAUGUAUUGAUUUGCGGAAGUAAUUGAUUGUUGUCAAAUUAGGGUUUGAAUUGCAUUUAGAAAUGGUCUACGGAAGCUAGGGUUUUUUAGUUUUUCAAUUAUUUUUGGUCUUGGGUGGAUCUAGGGUUUUCGAAUUGGUGAAUUAAUUGAGGGGGAAAGUGUGAGUUAGGGUUAAGGGUUGAUGGUACUCGAAAGGAAAAAUGCAAGGCUAUGCUGCAUGGGCGGGAAGCUGAGGAGGAGAGGAAAAAGGAUCAUAUUCGGCACAUGUGGACUGCUCCCACUCGUGUUAACAACAAUUCAGUUGUAGCUGCUCCUGAUUUCGUCCCUUCUCCUCCUUCUUCUUCUUCGUUAUCUUCAGCUGAUUCUUUUUACAAGGAUGGACGCAAGGUCAGUGUUGGAGACUCUGCUCUGUUCAAACCACCCCAGGACUCCCCUCCUUUCAUUGGAAUAAUCCAAAGGCUGACUACUGAUAAAGAGAACAAGUUAAAGUUAGGUGUGAAUUGGCUUUAUCGACCUGCUGACAUAAAGCUUGGCAAAGGCAUCCUACUGGAAGCUGCGCCAAACGAAGUAUUCUUUUCCUUUCACAAGGAUGAAAUUCCUGCUGCAUCACUACUCCAUCCGUGUAAAGUUGCCUUCCUUCCGAAAGGUGUUGAACUUCCAUCAGGGAUUUGCUCAUUUGUGUGCCGGCGAGUUUAUGACAUUACAAACAAGUGUUUAUGGUGGCUAACUGAUCAGGAUUAUAUUAAUGAACGACAAGAAGUAGUGGAUCAGCUAUUAUCCAAGACACGUUUAGAAAUGCAUGCAACAGUUCAACCAGAUGGAUGUUCUCCGAAGACAAUGAAUGGUCCAACUUCAACAUCACAGGUAAAACCUAGUUCUGAUAGUGUACAGAAUAAUGCUGCCUCCUUUCCUUCACAAUCUAAGGGCAAGAAAAGGGAGCGUGGAGAUCAGGGGUCUGAGCCCAUUAAACGAGAACGUUUUUCUAAAAUGGAUGAUGUGGAUUCUGUUCAUAGACCAGAAAGCAUUUGGAAAUCUGAGAUUUCUAAAUUUACAGAGAAGGGGGGACUUGUGGAUUCUGAAGGGGUUGAGAAAUUGGUGCAUCUCAUGCUACCUGAGAGGAACGAGAGGAAAGUAGAUUUGGUUGGCCGGUCAAUGCUAGCUGGUGUGAUAGCAGCCACAGAUAAGUUUGAUUGCUUAAAUCGGUUUGUGCAGCUGAGGGGCUUGCCUGUAUUUGAUGAAUGGCUACAGGAGGUGCAUAAAGGGAAGAUUGGUGAUGGUAGUAGCCCCAAGGAUAGUGAUAGAUCUGUUGAGGAUUUUUUAUUAGUUUUGCUUCAUGCACUGGAUAAACUCCCUAUAAAUCUUCAUGCUCUGCAAAUGUGUAAUAUUGGCAAAUCUGUGAAUCAUUUGCGGACACAUAAGAAUUUGGAAAUACAGAAGAAAGCAAGGAGUUUAGUUGACAUGUGGAAGAAACGGGUUGAGGCUGAAAUGGAUGCAAAUGCAAAGUUUAGUUCUAACCAAGGUGUCACCUGGUCUACUAGAUCGCGCAUUCCUGAAGUUUCGCAGGUUGGGAAUAGACCAUCUGGUGUAUCCUCAGAGAUUGCAAUGAAGAGCUCAGUUGUGCAACUCUCUGCUUCGAAAAGUGGUCCAGUCAAGCUUGUCCAGGGGGAGACUGUGACCAAGUCUGCAUCAUCUCCAGGCCCCAUAAAAUCAACAGCAUCACCUGGCACAGUUGGUAAUAAUUUGAAAGAUGGACAGCUCAGAAAUAUUGGUGUCAGUGGCGCCUCAGAUCUACCUGCAUCUGCAGCAAAGGAUGAGAAAAGCAGCAGUUCCAGUCAGUCCCUCAACAAUAGUCAAUCUUGUUCUAGUGACCAUGCCAAAACUUCAGGAUUGCCGGGAAAGGAGGAUGCAAGGAGCUCUACUGCUGUUUCAAUGGCAACAAAUAAGAUCAUUGGUGGUUCUUUGCGGCAACGUAAAUCAGUUAAUGGGUUUCCAGGCCCAGCUGUAUCUGGGGUCCAAAGGGAUAGUGGAUCGAGCAGAAGUUCUCCCUUGCACAGAAAUCCAGGUUCAGAGAAAUUACAACAGUCCAGUUUGGCAUGCGAUCAGGCACUUGAUGUUCCAACGGCUGAAGGGUUCAGUCAUAAAUUCAUUGUUAAAAUUCCCACCAAAGGUCGCAGUCCUGCACAAAGUUCCAGUGGGGGAACUUUGGAAGACACUUCAGUCAUGAAUAGCAGAGAUUCUUCUCCUGUGCCUUCGGAGAGGCAUGACCAGUUUGAUCAUAAUUUGAAGGAAAAAAUUAAUUCAUAUCGAGUUAAUAUUGCAUCAGAUGUUAAGACCGAGUCGUGGCAAAGCAAUGAUUUCAAAGAGGUGCUGACUGGGUCAGAUGAGGGUGAUGGGUCGCCUGCCACUGUUCCUGAUGAAGAGCAUGGUUGUAUGGGUGAUGAUGCUAGUAAAUUAGGUGAAGUCUCAAAAGCUACACCCUCUUCAAAUGUGUAUGAACAUAAAUUUGGGAAGCUGCAUGAUGCAUCUUUCAGCUCCAUGAAUGCUUUGAUUGAAAGUUGUGCAAAAUACUCUGAUGGGAAUGCAUCUAUGUCAGUUGGUGAUGAUGUUGGUAUGAAUCUGCUUGCUAGUGUAGCUGCCGGGGAGAUGUCCAAGUCUGAUAUGGUUUCACCAACAGAUUCUCCACGGAGAAACAUGCCUAUCGAGCACCCCUGUGCACCAAGUGGUUCGAGAGCAAAAUCAUCACCACGUGAUGUUCCUGCUCAAAGCCAAGGUAAGCCUGUUGAUGAUGAAGAUGAGAAGCAGGGUAUUACUGUUGGUACUUCACUGUCCAAGAACAUAGGGGCUAAAACAGUUCUGUUUUCACAAGAAAAACACACAGGGGAGCUCAAUGGACCUCCCAAUUCUUCCCAUGUGGAUGGGAAGAAAAUUGCUGAACCAUGCCUAGAAAGCAAUGUGAAAUCAGAGGAAAUACUAUUAGCUGCUGUGUCCUCUGAAAGCAUGGCAGUGAAAACAUCAAAUUGUAGGGGCAAGGAGCUGUGGGAGAAAGAGGGUGGUGGCAGAUCAAAUUUAGAUGGCAUAUCUGAUGAAAAAGAAAAGUUGCAUGGUUCUGUCUUAAAUGAGAUCAACAAUACAGGAGUGCAAGAUGGGACUGAUGCAAUUGAUGUAUCAUCAACAAACCAUCCUGUAGAGACUGAUGGUGAGAACAAGAAAAAAAUGAAUAAAGAGCUGGAUGUUUCUGUUGGGGAUGAGCCAAAACCACCUGCUAUGUUGCAGUCUGAUUUUGCAAAAGGAACCAAUGAUGAAGUGCGCGAACCUUCUAGUUCUGGCAAGGAUGUGGUUUCUGAAAACAUGCAUGAUGUGAAGGCUGGUGAAACAGAUGGUAGGAGUCAUUCUACUGAGAAAAAUAAAAUUGAACAUGAAUGUAAUACAGCCUCAGCCACAACUGAUUAUGAAGGUGAGUGCAAGGUGGAGAGCUUGGGAGGCAUUCAGGUCAAUGAGCAAUGUAGUGCCAGACCAGCUGCUCACAAGGCAGCACCCACACUUGUUCAGGCACCAGAACUAGUAGUGUCAACAAGGUCAAAUUUGGCUGGCACUGGAGCUGAUGAAACAGAGGAAUGUAUGUCUGCCCCUGCUGCUGCUUCUUCUUUAUCUGCUACAGGGGGAUCGGAUCUGGAAGCAAAAGUUGAAUUUGAUCUGAAUGAAGGCUUUAUUUCUGAUGAUGGGAAAUAUGGGGAGUCAGGUGAUUUGAGAACACCUGGAUGCUCUUCUGCGAUUCAGCUAAUUAGCCCUUUUCCCUUACCUGUUUCUUCUGUGUCUAGUGGGCUUCCUGCUUCCAUUACAGUAGCCGCUGCUGCAAAAGGGUCCUUUGUUCCACCAGAGGAUCUACUGAAGAGUAGACGGGAGCUUGGUUGGAAGGGAUCGGCAGCCACAAGUGCAUUUCGGCCAGCUGAACCUAGAAAAGCUUUGGAGAUUCCAUUAGUUACAGCUAAUAUCUCACUACCUGAUGCAAUGGUUUCCAAGCCUGGUCGCCCCCUGUUAGAUAUUGACUUGAAUGUUCCUGAUGAAAGAAUCCUCGAGGAUUUGGCUUCACGAAGUUCUGCUCAGGAGACAGUUUCUGUUUCUGACCUUGCAAAGAAUAAUGAUUGUGCACGUGAUGCACUGAUGGGUUCGAUACCUGUUCGAAGCUCGGGGGGACUUGAUUUUGAUUUGAAUAGAGCAGAUGAAGCUAGUGAUAUUGGUAAUCACUUAACAAGCAUUGGCCGGAGGCUGGAUGCCCCACUUCAUCCCGCCAAAUCAUCUGGUGGUUUUCUAAAUGGAAAGGUUGGUGGUUGCAGAGACUUUGAUUUGAAUGAUGGCCCUCUUGUUGAUGAGGUGAGUGCUGAACCAUCACCACUUGGCCAGCAUACCCGAAACAUUGUGCCAUCUCAACCACUCAUUUCUAACCUUCGGAUGAACAGUACGGAAAUUGGAAACUUCCCCUCCUGGUUUCCUCAAGGAAAUCCUUAUCCUGCUGUCACAAUCCAAUCUAUCUUGCAUGAUAGAGGAGAGCAGCCUUUCCCAGUAGUUGCAACUGGUGGGCCUCAGAGGAUGUUGGCUUCCUCUACUGGCAGCAAUCCAUUUAAUACUGAUGUCUACAGGGGAGCAGUGUUGUCGUCUUCUCCGGCAGUGCCAUUUCCAUCUCCUCCUUUCCAGUAUCCUGUCUUUCCUUUUGGGACCAACUUUCCUCUUACCUCAGCAACAUUUUCUGGUGGUUCAGCAUCGUAUGUGGAUUCACCAUCUGGUGGGAGACUUUGCUUUCCGACAGUACCCUCUCAAGUAUUAGGUGCAGUCUCGUCUCAUUAUCCAAGGCCUUCUUAUGCUGUUAACUUCCCAGACAGUAACAAUAACAAUAAUGGUGCUGUGGAGAGCAGUAGGAAAUGGGGAAGACAGGGUCUAGAUCUCAAUGCUGGGCCUUUAGGCCCAGACAUGGAAAGUAGAGAUGAGACCUCAGCUCUUGCAUCGAGGCAACUAUCUGUUGCCAGUUCACAGGUCCUUACAGAGGAGCAAUCGAGGAUGUAUCAAGUGACCAGCGGAGGUGUUUUGAAGCGGAAGGAGCCAGAGGGUGGAUGGGAAGGUUAUAAGCAAUCCUCAUGGCAGUAGAUACUAGUGAUGAAUAAUGACAACCCAGUGAUCCACCUUUCUCCUGGAUGGAUGUUGGCUAACUACAAAAGAUCGUCUAACUUGUGAUCUCAAGGAUGGGUGGUAAGUGAGUUAUUUGAUGUUCAGUCUCCGACCCCCACCCUGUCGCUUUACCCAUUGCGCCUUACAAGAAAUCUGUCCGGGGUUGUUGAGCUGUUAUUUCCUUGAAUUUGAACUGGGUGGCUGCAGUUCACUUUCCUCUUUGUAGAUAUUUUAACCAAUGGAAAGCGUGCAUUCUGUGACUGUUGCCCAGACAUUCGAAAUUGGUGUCCAUACUGUUGUCCAGUGCAUCGACAAUUUAUACUGCUGGGUGCAAAACCAUCCUUCCUUUUCCAACCAUUUUGAGAAUGAAUGGUGAUUGGAUUAGUAAACUGCUUUAAGCAGAAGCCCUUUUGUACGUGCUUUGUUGUUAAGGAAUCUUUCUUCAUUUAUCUUUUCAUUCUCUCUUUAAUCACAUACAUAUAAGCAGAGUGGUCCGUGAAUUUUGGUGCUGAAGCCUUUCUUGCACUGGCAUGUGGUUUAGUUGACAAUGGUUGGAUGCUGUAUUCCUUUUAAUUUAUUCUAUUUUUUUUAA